AUGAUAAAACUCCUCUUCGUGGUAGCCAUUUGGGUUUCUCUUCUCUUUAGCCUCAACGACUUUUUCAGCGAGAGACCAAAUCAUGGAGAAUCUAUGUUGACAAUUCAUUUCCCUGACUUCCGUCUUAUUCCGACCACCGGAGCUUUGGGACCGGAGAGUUUCGUCUUCGAUUUCUCCGGCGAAGGUCCUUACACCGGUUUAUCUGACGGUCGGAUUGUUAAAUGGUUGGCUAAUGAGAGCCGUUGGAUCGAUUUCGCCGUCACCACCCCAACAAGAGAAGGUUGUGAGGGCCCGCACGAGCACCAACGAACGGAACACGUGUGCGGGCGACCACUGGGCCUGGCCUUUGAAAAAUCCACUGGUGAUCUUUAUAUCGCCGAUGCUUAUAUGGGCCUUCUAAAAGUUGGCCGAGAAGGUGGUUUAGCCAACCAGAUGUUGACACGUGCAUUGGAUGAGCCCCUCAGGUUUACCAACGGACUGGACAUAGAUCCACGAACUGGGGUUGUCUAUUUUACCGACAGUAGUUCGGUUUAUCAACGGAGGAAUUAUAUAGGGGCAAUGAUGAGUGGGGACAAAACAGGUAGACUCAUGAAGUAUGACCCAAACACGAAACAAGCGACCACUCUUCUAACCGACCUAGCGUUCGCAAACGGUGUCGUUCUUAGCCAAAACGGUGAUUACCUUCUCGUCGCCGAGACCGCCACGAGUCGUAUCCUACGUUACUGGCUCAAUGACACGUGGACGUCGACGCCAAAACCUCGCCAAAACUACGAGGUUUUCGCGGAUCGGCUCCCAGGGUUUCCCGACAACAUAAAGAGGAGUCCACGUGGCGGAUAUUGGGUAGGCUUGAACACGAAACACACAAAGCUGACAAAGUUCGCCGUAUCUAACGCGUGGCUUGGACGCGCCGCCUUGGGACUACCGGUGGAUUGGAUGAAGGUCCAUUCGUUUUGGGCCACGUUCAAAGGGAACGGCAUGGCCGUGAGGCUGAGCGAGGGUAGUGGCGUAAUUACAGAGGUUUUCGAGGGUAAAAAUGGAAAUAAGUGGAUUUCCAUAAGCGAGGUGGAAGAGAGAGACGGUACUCUAUGGGUUGGAUCGGUGAAUACUCCUUUCGCUGGCAUGUAUAAAUUAGAAUUUGAUUAA
Molecule: messenger RNA, 1143 nt
Organism: Arabis nemorensis
Lineage: Eukaryota; Viridiplantae; Streptophyta; Magnoliopsida; Brassicales; Brassicaceae
Source: the annotation of a GenBank genome assembly